This is a messenger RNA of Fusarium graminearum PH-1, 369 nucleotides long. RefSeq lists its product as uncharacterized. Lineage: Eukaryota; Fungi; Ascomycota; Sordariomycetes; Hypocreales; Nectriaceae. Gene Ontology annotation, biological process: intracellular protein transport; Golgi to vacuole transport; vesicle fusion. Gene Ontology annotation, molecular function: SNARE binding; SNAP receptor activity. The record is from RefSeq and is a predicted model, not a curated record. The transcript has a single exon. Gene Ontology annotation, cellular component: endomembrane system; SNARE complex. The coding region runs from base 1 to 369 and encodes 122 amino acids.
AUGCCUAGCUCGACUGCUUCAACUGGCCGAGGCGGAUUCAGUCAGGGGCAAGCUUCAACGGCCGACAAAGCUGGGCUUUUGAGGGGAGGUCGUCCCGCCGGUCGUGUCCUGGGUGCCCCUCUACCAGAGACCGACAAAACUCGCGAACUGGAUAAUCAAGGGGUACUGCAGCUCCAAAAGGAAGAGAUGCAGAACCAAGAUCUUGCAGUCGACCAACUCACCGCGAUCAUCAGACGACAGAGAGAAAUGGGCGAGCAGAUCCACGAAGAAGUCGAGCAUCAGAUCCGAAUACUAGAUCAGCUCGACGACGACGUCGACCGCACAGGAGCGAAGCUAAAGGUAGCCAACAACCGUAUUAAGAAGAUGUGA